GAUUCGGUCCGACGCUCUGCCGGCCCUGCGUUAAUUCGAAUGCCUGGCGUCCGUAAUUCUGUUCUGUUGGGUUGGGCUCGGCCCGGGCUUCAAUUCGAUGCAUGCAAGGCCUGGAACCUGCUGCCGAUGACGAGAGAGAGAGAGAGAGAGAGAGAUUACUGUUGUGUUUCUUCGAGAGGGAGGGAGGGAGAGCGAGCGAAAGGUGGGAGGGGAGGGGAGAGUGGGGUCUGCUGCGUCCUUGUCACGAUCGGGAGGGGGAGGGGAUGUGGGGAAUAUAAUAAUUUAUGGAGUUUUACCGAGCUGCCCGGGGGACGAGUGAAAAUUGUGCAUCGAGCGCCUGUCUUGUCCGUAGCCCAUUGUCCGGUGUGGUUUGUCUACGUUUGGCGUCUGUCUUGUAUCUUGAGAUGCUGCAGUAGCUUGCUCUUGCUCGCUCGCUCGCUCGCUUGAUGAAAUUGGAAGGUUUCUGGUGCCAUCGAGCUCUCUCCUGUGAUUAUCUGCAGUCCAAGGAAAGGUUCUCAUUUAGUCUCCCUUCCGCAUUCCUCUGCGUCCACUCGUGAGGGCGUGCCGAAAGUAUCUAUCUCUCUCUUUCUCUCUCUCUCUCUCUGAGUUUGUGUGCCUCUGCCUCUGCGCUGAUGAUGGUGUGCUGCUGCUGCGCUGGAUGAGGAGGAGGAGGAGGAGGGGGUGGGGGAGGUCGGUCUCGUUGGGUAUGUUUUAAGUCGUUGGUGGAAGGAACCCUUAAGGUUAGUCGUUCAAUCUUUGGCCGCGUCGCUGGGAUCAUCGGUCCAUGCUAGCGUUAUUGUCUCCACCCGCCGCGGGUCUGUUGUCCUUCGCUGAAGAAAUCGGAAGUUGGUUUGAGCGGUCGAGUCUUUUCACGUGCUUUUUCUUCUCCAGCAUCAUCAUCGGAGUUGCGAGAGGUGGGAUUAUGCGGGAUGGCACUCGUGGUGGGUCGUUUUCUUUGAAGUGAGAGCUGAGACCAAUGAGUCGCGAUGGCGGUAGGGGCUUGGCAAGGCGCAAUUCGGACCUCGAUUGAUGAAGAAGAAGGGGUAUCGCGGGAGGUGGUCGUUGCGCAGGAAUGGGCGGAAGCAUGGUAAUCCCGGAGGAGGGUAGUAGAGAGUUAGAUGGUUCUAUCGAGUCUUGCUCUGUCCAUACGGGGACUCUUCAGAAGCAUCCGAUUAGCAGCCCUGGCUUCUCGUAGUAGGCGGACCUCUUCUUCAUCUGCCAUGGAGACGCGCACCAUGAUCGAUGAUGAGAGAGCGGGUGUGCAGUCUCCUCUGAUCUUAGUCCCCGGUGUGGGAGUAGGCGUAGCGGUAGCCGAGCGGGAGAGGGAGAUAGGGGAACUGAGAGAGGCGGUUGGGUUCAUGAUGGCAGCGCGUAUGGCUUCUACCCAGCCGAUAGUGUCGAGGACUGCAUCUAGUAAGAGAAAGCUGGAAGAGCUUGAGAUUGGCAUCGCGGACCUGUCUGGCUCUGCUAAUUCGCAAGUCCGAGCUCGACGGGAGGCCCGAGAUGAGGAUUUGGAAGGCAGUGUAGCGGAGUCAAGCGGGAGGGAGCGUUAUGAGAGUGGACUCUGUUCUUCCGGAGAAGCUCAAGCCCUCGACGGAGAGAGUCUAAUGAGAGAGGAAGGUGGCAAUGAAGCCAUAGAUGCCGAUGCAAUGUGGGAAGAAGAGCCAGGAUGGAAUCGGACAGUCCUAGUUAUCGCCAAUUGUGAAAUUACGAAGGUAGUUGCUCCCGAGAAGGGAGAUGCCGAUGAUGUUCUCGAGGAGACCGUCGGUGUGCAGGCGACCAAUGAAGCUGGCAGCAGCCUCACUUCAAUCCUUGUACCUUCUCAGGUAGAUACAGGAGUGUAUACGGGACCAUCGUUAGGCGUUGCUGCCGUAAUUUCCGGUGAGUCUCUUGGGCCCGAUGCCGGGAUAAUUGGUCGAGGACUUGUAGAGGAAGUAGCAUCUGGAAAGGAUAGCGAGGCCCCAAGAGAAUCGGAGUUUGAUGGUCUACGAUCAAGAGAGAAAGAAAGAGAUUCAAUGCUCUUUGGUCACGAAGAGGAAUCGAGUACGAGAAGAUAUACACAUAGUCUUAGCACAGCAUCAGGGGCUAACCUCAAUGAGUCCAGUAUUAACAGCAGCGCAGGUGGAGUUCCUCAGGUCAGCGGGAGUCUCAGUGCCUGUGUUUCGAGUCUUCUUGCUGUUGGUUGUAGUGGAAGUGGAAGCGGAAAUGAUGCAGAGAGUUCUUGCAGUACGUCGGGAGCGAGAGUUGUGGACAUGGAUAGUAGCGCAUGUCGUCUGCAGUUUUUUGUGAGGACCUACAUUGAGGGUCGUACCAUCGUUCUUCAUGCGAAAGGUUCGGAUACCGUUGAAUCCGUGCAUCAGCAAAUUCAUUCGAAAACUGGACUCCCCGUUUCGGAACAGAGAUUAAUCUUUCGCGGACGACAACUGCAACAAGAUCAGACCCUGGAAGACUGCCAUCUGGCCAACGAUGCUACGAUGUUUCUGGUCGCAAGGAUGCGUAGCACAGCACUCCCUCACUCAUGGCAGCUCAUUAACGACCUAGUAGCUACGAUAAGGCGCAUGUGCGCUGUUGGAGAACAUUAUGCUCCGCUGGGUUCGAAGUUGAUGCAUUCACAGGACUGUGUGCGGGCAGGAGUUCAGGAGUUUUUGAAGAUGGCCUCCAAGUCUGUUCCGGUAUCGGAGCAUAUGCAGGUCUUCCAGCUCGCUGGAGCAACAUCUGCACUAGUCAUGCUGUUGUUGUCGCCAAUCGUAACUAAUCGUGAAUGUGCCGAGGAAUCCAUCACACUUUUCCUGCAGGCAAACGAUGAAUAUCUACCAUCCCAUAUUCACUGCCACUGUGCCCCAGUGCUACUUGACCUGUGCAAGCUUUUAGCAAAGAGUGCCCCCCAUCAUAACCUUUAUGCCUCCUGUCGGAACUCUCUUGCCCGGCUUCUCGACAGUGUUGGAAUAGCGCAUAACACUCCGUACUUUCAUGAAGCCAAGGCCGAAACGAUAGUUCAUGAUUUUUCUCCUUUUGUGAAUGAAUUAUCCGUGCGCAUAUCUCAAAGUUUGCGGUUUAUUGCAAAAUCUUACGCAGGCAAGGAGGCAGUUAUAAAUUAUCAGUCCUAUGGAAAAGAGGCAAAGGACUUUACUGCCUUCGUGAUUCCUCUCUGCAAGGCGAUGGAGGUUUGUAAAGGAAUUGAUGCUUCCGGAUCAAAGAAUUGUUUGAGACAUGUAGAAAUUGCUCGUGUGCGGAGACCUUCAUUGUUUUCUUCAGAUACUUCUAGUAACCCAGAUGCCUCAGCUUCAGAAGAGAGGACGGUUGUGAACACUAAUCUUAGCUUGUCUGUUGGAGUUGGUAUGGAAAUUGGAUCACACGGGUGGCUGCGUACACUGUUUUUAGAUCUCCUACGGGAGAUCAACGAUUGUUUAGAAGCUGUGCAGUCAGUUGGUCAUGGCGGUGAUAAGACACAGGACACCCAGGCUCUAGGACUAGUAGGCCCAGAUGAUCGGGAGAGAUCACUAGGGUUCGCACCGUUUUUGGUCGUACUCAAGGGUUUGCAUGCGGUAGCCAAGCUCUACGAGGGUGCCAUGGAAGAUCUGCUGAGUGUGCUGAUUGACAAGCAUACCGCAUUGAACGUUCUCAUUAGGCAGUCGAAAUGGAACGACGACGAUUUUUGGCUUCUUGAACACAAGUAUUUAUUGGAUUUUGAUUCCAAGAGGAGAUUGGUAAUGGCAAUGCUACCAGAGCCACAAGAUGAUCAUGACGAACGUCAAGAGAUGGUAGUUCAUAGGUCACAACUUUUGACUGAGUCCUUUGAGGCUUUGGCUUAUGCGGAGCCGGAUGUUUUGCAAGGAGGGAUUUCAGUAGAGUUUGCGACGGAGGAAGCUACAGGUCCAGGUGUUUUACGGGAGUGGUUCUCAAUGAUAUGCAGGGAAAUAUUUAAUCCGCAAAAUGCUCUUUUUUUGCCUUGCCCAAAUGAUCGGAGGAGAUAUUUCCCCAAUCCAGCAUCAGGGGUAAAUCCCGGACAUCUCACGUAUUUCCGCUUCUGUGGUCGAGUUUUAGCUCUCGCCCUCAUGCACAGGGUGCAAGUGGAUGUGGUAUUCGCACUUACCUUCUUCAAGCAGCUUGCGGGGCUCCCUAUAUCGUGGGAGGAUGCAAAGGAUGCUGAUCCAUGUUUAUAUGAAAGCUGCAAGAAGAUUUUAGAGAUGGAUGCAGAGACAGUCGAUUCUGAUGCUUUGGGUCUUACCUUUGUAAGUGAAAUCGAAGAGCUGGGGUCUCGCAAGACUCUUGAGCUUUGCCAGGGUGGGAGAGAGAUGGUUGUGAACAGCGACAAUCGUAAAGAGUUUGUGGAGCUUCUGGUGCGGCGGAGGUUGGUAACAUCUGUUGCGGAGCAGAUUAAGUCCUUUUCUCAAGGUUUCUCUGAUCUACUCGUGAAUUCCUCCCAUCAACAAUUUCUCCGUGCUUUGGAGCCUGAAGAUCUAGAUCUGAUGCUCUACGGGAAAGACCGCAAUAUUUGUCUCGAGGACUGGAGAAAGCAUACGGAAUACCAUGACUACACUGUUUCGGACGAUCAAAUUAAGUGGUUUUGGCAGGUGGCGGAGGAUAUGACGCCAGAACAGCGUAGGAGAUUGCUGUUUUUUUCUACAUCAGUUACUCAUCUACCUGCGGAAGGCUUUGCUGGGCUCUCAUCGAAGUUUCACAUACACAGAGCUCAUACGGACACAAGCUGGUUGCCAACUGCCCAUACUUGCUUCUAUCAAUUGGUUUUGCCUGCAUAUCCUACUUUUGAAAUUAUGCACACCCGGCUCCAUGCAAUAACCGAGGUUCAUAUCGCAGAAGGUUUUGGGUUUGCUUAGCCACAUGAUUGAGAGUUUGACUCUUAAUCAUGCGGUUACGUGAUGUAUGUCCAAUACAUCCAUGUUGAUAAAGUAGUUAGACGCGGUGGGAUUGUUUUUCUUCACCUUUUUUUUCUUUUCAAGUUUUUUUGUUAAUUUUUUUUCCUCAAGGCUAGAUCCCCACUCUUUUGAUAUCUUCAUUUAGCAAACGGGCUAGAGGAACGUCAAUUCUGCUGUAAAUUUAUUAGAACAGAGAGGGGUGCAGCAGGAGGUUGGGAGAGUACGAAGUAGAGUUGAUAUUCUUUACUGGAUCAAAGCAGAGGUUGGAUCCAAGUGGGUUCCCGUCGUUGCGUUGGGAAAUAAAGCAUUUGUUGCUCCUAGCUUGGAUUUCGUACCCAAAUUUCCUAAUACCGUCAAAAUGUUACCGAAAACCUGAUGGCCGUUAGUACAUUCAUGUAUCAAAAGGGUGUUAACGAAGGAUGUUGUAGUGAGUGAAAAACUCUUGUUACUCUUGUUACUAUUAGCCUUGUAUGCUUGACGGCAUAAUUUUCAGUAUGAACUCGCAAAGGCUUCUCACCACUUUUCACUCAAAUGU
Marchantia polymorpha subsp. ruderalis is the source of this 5412-nucleotide messenger RNA. NCBI's taxonomy places the organism in Eukaryota, Viridiplantae, Streptophyta, Marchantiopsida, Marchantiales, Marchantiaceae. The record is from the annotation of a GenBank genome assembly.